UCAACAGUCUCGACGCGUCUUUUCGCUUUAUCGCAGUCGUAUUAAAACGGCUAGCAAAAUGCAUUAUAAUCGACAUCGUGUCCGCAUGAACGGUUUUUGCUGGUGAUUUCCCCCCACCCUCACUCUUGAUAGAUGACUUCUCGAAACGGGGACAAAAACUGGACACUUGCACUUUUUAUUUAUUACUCUGCUCCAACAAUAAAAUUGUAAGCGGAUAUAUGACUCGAACGUUUCACCAGUCACUGAGAUUAUUCGCUGUUCAGAUGAACAUUUAGUGAAUCCUAUAGCAGCUCACCUCGGAAGGAAAGAGGGGAGUGAUACUUGAACCUCAUGCCUCUACAAAGCCAUUCAUGAGGCAAGGCUUCCUCCACACCAACAGACCAGCAUGGAGAAAGGGGUCCGAACACGACACGAAACAGGAGCGGCAGAUGAGAAAGAUCCUCUUACUCAAGGGAAGACCCCAUUAGCGGGGAGUGCAGACUUGGGACAUGAAUGUUGCAAACGUAAUGGUCUGAUCAAUACCCACAACCUAAUGAUGGAGACUAAGGAAGGACUGGUGUCGGGCUAUUCUGCCCCACAGUACCAGGGCCAUGUGGUGUCCAAGGACAUAAAUGGGACACCGGAUGGUCGAGGACCCCCACAGUUGCUCAACCCCAGCGCCCUGCCCCAGGCUAUAGACCCUUACUACAGACCCAACCUCCUUCUGUACCCCGAGAGCGUGUUGAGAGCAUGGGGAGAUGGGGGGGACUGCUGCGAGACCACCUUCAUUGAUGAGAUGACCCCCGCCUCGUCCAGCUCCGCUGUCACUAAAGACUGCAUUCUGUUCACCGACAGCAAGCUGCUGGAUCUCUCUAUGGAAGACGCCAAGAUCCAGACGCUCUCCUAUGAUGCAGAUGACGACGAUGAUGAAUUUCAAGAACUCGAGAGUGAGUACUCAAGUGACUCAGAGAGUGAAGACAAUUUCCUCCUGAUGCCUCCGAGGGACCACCUGGGCCUCAGUGUUUUCUCCAUGAUCUGCUGUUUCUGGCCCUUGGGCAUCGCAGCUUUCUACCUGUCUCACGAGACUAACAAAGCAGUGACUAAAGGAGACUUUCACCACGCCAGCUCCAGCUCCAGACGUGCGCUCUUCCUCGCCGUACUGUCCAUCACCAUCGGGACGGGCAUCUACGUGGGUGUGGCUGUGGCCCUUAUCGCAUACCUCUCCAAAAACAAUCACUUGUAGCCUUCCCAUGCCCAAAUCACUCUCACAGUCGGAUAAAGACUGGUUCACUUUGGGAUCAGCUUCUUUGGGAAACACCCGAUGGUCACGAUACGGGACUCACCAGCAAUGUGUUCCACUCCUGCACUUUUAAAAGUCGCAUUCCCAUUUCGUUGGGAAGAUCAUCGUUUGUGUAAAUUGUCUUGGUCACUUUUCUGCAUUUUCAUGUGAACGUGCCGCCACCACAAUUGUUUUUUUUUUGUGUUUUUUUUUGCGCUCAGUGUUUGUGCAAGUGCAAAUCUAAUGCUACACACACACACGUUUUGGGCCAAAUUAAAGUCAAUAUG
Sinocyclocheilus anshuiensis is the source of this 1545-nucleotide messenger RNA. Its product is annotated as synapse differentiation-inducing gene protein 1-like. NCBI's taxonomy places the organism in Eukaryota, Metazoa, Chordata, Actinopteri, Cypriniformes, Cyprinidae. The coding region runs from base 386 to 1222 and encodes 278 amino acids. Gene Ontology annotation, cellular component: postsynaptic density membrane; intracellular membrane-bounded organelle; excitatory synapse. The record is from RefSeq and is a predicted model, not a curated record. Gene Ontology annotation, biological process: synaptic vesicle clustering; positive regulation of synapse assembly. The transcript is spliced from 4 exons.